Messenger RNA from Aplosporella prunicola CBS 121167, 3414 nucleotides. RefSeq lists its product as uncharacterized. The transcript has 9 exons. The record is from RefSeq and is a predicted model, not a curated record. Gene Ontology annotation, biological process: protein autophosphorylation; phosphorelay signal transduction system. Gene Ontology annotation, molecular function: histidine phosphotransfer kinase activity; phosphorelay sensor kinase activity. NCBI's taxonomy places the organism in Eukaryota, Fungi, Ascomycota, Dothideomycetes, Botryosphaeriales, Aplosporellaceae. Bases 1 to 3414 code for a protein of 1137 amino acids.
AUGGUGAAAAUGCGGAUAUCGAUACGGGAGCAGCUGGGCGCAUUGGUGUUAUUGACUUCACUUGUCGCCCUUGCUGUUAUUUCCGUUGCAACAUGGGUGACGAACUACAACUUCGUUUUGGAUAUCAGAGCCUCGCGCUUAAGUCUGGCUGCCUCAUUAAAGGCCGCACAGCUUGCUUCCAACCUCUUGCUGAUGCAGUCGUCUGCCCGCGCUGCAACUUCGAGGGUUCUUAUACAAAAAGCGCUGUAUGCAUAUAACAACGGCAAUGAGACCUUCCGAGCAAACACAAACUGGACCCAAUCUACCAACGACCUGGCAGCUGCCUUCUCUGGGGGACAGUCAACCAAUCUUCUGCUCCAAGCCCAGAUUUGGCCCAAGACUUAUACUGGCCCAGCCGCCAACGCCUCAGUUAUACAAGCUACCGGAUCUGAAGUUACCGGCAACAUCCCUUUGCCUCUCUGGUAUGACAAUGGAACCAGGGCGAAUUUAGGUGAAGAAGGACUUGGAUACCCCCCGAAUCUCUAUCCAAACAUGACGUUCUCCAGUGUUGCACUCAACGAUACUUUCAGUGAGGUCGUAGCCAAUUACGAUGGCACGACCCUCACUGAAACUGGGACACUCCUUCUCGGCCCUUGGGAAAUAAAUUCGACAUUUUCCUUGUUGUCUUUGACCAUGCCCGUGAUCAACAACACUUCUGCUGUUGACAUUCUUGGGUGGAUCACUGUAGUCAUGGACGCUAAAUUGGUCUACGACGUCCUUCAAGGGACUGAAGGACUGGAUAACUCUGGAAUUACUCUGCUCCUUGGUCCUGGAAACACAACCAAUCGUUUUGCUUCUGGGGCACUGUCUACAGGCAGUGAUGAAUCCAUCAGAUUUGUGUUGCCGCCAAACAACACCAUGGGACGACACUCCAAACACGCGUAUGGCCAAUCACAGGAACCAUUCAGUUGGAGCGAUUUUCCCGUUGUGAAACGGGGUUACACUGUCUUCUCAAACGCAACCAACAAUGCCGGUAGUGUCAUCUCCACUCGGAACGAGGAAAACAAGAAGGUAGCUGCUGGAUACGCCAGGCCGAAAACCACUCUUUGUGAUUGGCUCGUCCUGGUCGAACAGUCCCAUUCUGAAGUGUGGGCACCAAUCGACCACCUUCGAAACGUUCUUCUCGCCUGUGUUUUCGGAACUGCUGGAGCUUUGUUGCUUGUGGUCUUUCCUCUUGCACACCUUUCCAGUCGCCCUAUCCGCAGGCUGAGGGAUGCGACCCGGCGAUCGGUAUCGCCUACUGGCUAUCUACCUGAUGAUUCGAGUAUCGAUUCCGGUCUUUAUGAAGAUGAGCUCGCGGCUGCUAUGGCUCGUAAAGAAGGAUUUUUCGGGAAGAUAACGGGCUGGCGCCGUGGCAGAAGGCGUAGCAAUCUUGAACGCAGGGAAGCUGAGAGGCGCCAUCAAUUUCGCAUACCCAGAAAAGUCAAGGAUCGGAAGCAUCUCAUACACGACGAACUGACGGAUUUGACAACAACAUUCAAUGAGAUGACGGAUGAGCUGAUGAUGCAGUACGAAAAACUUGAAGAAAGAGUGAGACAGCGUACAGCUGAGCUUGAAGAGGCCAUGAAGGCUGCAGAAGCUGCAAACGAAAGCAAAACCCUCUUCAUUGCGAACAUCUCGCAUGAGCUGAAGACACCACUCAACGGUAUCCUUGGAAUGUGUGCUGUGUGCAUGUCUGAAGACGACCCCGUCAAAAUCAAACGGUCACUUGGCAUAAUCUACAAAAGUGGUGAUCUACUUUUGAACCUCUUAACCGACCUCCUUACUUUCAGCAAGAACCAAGUGGGUCAUCAACAGCUCUCGCUUGAUGAGAAAGAAUUCAGGUUGCGUGACAUCAGCACACAGGUGCUUGCAAUCUUCGACAAACAGGCGAAAGAAAGUGGUAUCAGCUUGCGUGUCCGUUUCGAAGGACCAAGUGAAAUCAGUGCAGAUGAUCCAGGUGCGGGGAUCGAAAAGGGCCUCGCACCUUUCGGUAUCGGUCGCGUGAAAGAUAUGAUCUUGUGGGGAGAUCAGCAUCGGAUAUUGCAGGUUGUUAUUAACCUGGUAUCCAACAGCCUAAAGUUCACACCACAAGGAGGAUCUGUCGUAUGCGUAAUCCGGUGUAUUGGUGAGGGUACAACUCCUUUUCAGGGAAGUCGUAAAAGUUCCCUACAGUCCCGUCAGAACUCGGGUCGGAAUUCCAGAAAUCGCAGCAGGAUGGACUCCACGUCAAGCUCUGCGAUAACUCCAAGGAACACAAAUACCGCAAACCAGAUCAACGUCCUCCACGAGAAACCAUUCACCUAUUCGCAAAACUUAGAUAAUGAGCGCGCGCCUUCACCGCCCCCCGGACGUUUCCUGGCCUUCGAGUUUGAAGUGGAGGACACUGGUCCAGGAAUACCGGAUCAUUUGCAGCAAAGGAUAUUCGAGCCUUUUGUCCAGGGAGACUUGGGAUUGAGCAAGAAAUUUGGCGGAACUGGACUUGGUCUUGCCAUCUGCCAGCAACUUUCCCAACUGAUGAAAGGCUCCAUCAGCUUGAGAAGCACGGUUGGACAAGGGAGUGCGUUUACAAUGGCAAUACCCCUCAGACACAUAACGAACCGAGCGGACAGUACUGCUUCGAGUAUGAUGAAUGUUGUCGAUGGCAGUCGCAGAAGCAGCUUGUCAAUUGACUCCCCAUUGACUCCGUCACGGACGGCGGAUGACAUCGCGGCCACUAGAUCUAUACAUUCGUCUCACAGCAACAACAACAACAACAACAACAGCAACAACGGCCCUGUUUCCUUCGAAUCCGACUCUCAACCGCGUUUAGUAGGCCUCAGACAACCGUUCUUCGCAUCAACAACACCGCUAGAUUCUCCGGCAGCUCAAGGCGCAGCCAUGGACCGCAUGGCUGCUCAAGCAGCGAAUAAGAAGAGUGAUAAGAUCAAGGUUCUCGUUGCGGAGGACAACAAAGUAAACCAGGAAGUUGUUCUGAGGAUGCUCAAACUUGAGGAUAUUUACGAUGUUUCCAUUGCCAAAGACGGACAAGAGGCCUACGACAAAGUCAAAGAAAGCAUGGAGAAUCACAAUCCGUACAAUUUGAUCUUCAUGGAUGUUCAGAUGCCAAACCUCGACGGACUACAGUCUACGCGUCUUAUCCGCCAAGCCGGCUACUCCGCUCCUAUUGUCGCCUUGACUGCCUAUGCAGAGGAGAACAACGUUAAGGAAUGUUACGACUCUGGCAUGGAUUAUUUCCUCUCAAAGCCUAUCCGCCGACCGGCCUUGAAACACGUCCUCAAAACUUACUGCCCGACAAUUGUUGAGGAGCCUGAGCCUUCGAACAGCUCUCCACCUACGUCCCCUGGGAAAAGCCAUAGCCGCGCACCCUCUGCAGCAAAGCCACGCAAGGGAUAA